AUGCCUCAAAAAGAGAUCUGCCCGAAAGGGUACCAACAGGUUGCCUCGAGCGCGCAGCAGGACGCCGCAGUGCAUCUCCGCAGCUCCUCCGGCAAGACUGCCUUUGACUUCUCGUUCGAAGCGGUUCGCCAGAAUCUCUUCCGAGUGACUUUCUCCUCUGCGGAGCGCCCAAUUCCGCCCUACCCCAAUGUCACCAAGCCCGAGACCGAUCUCAAGGGCCUCAAUGUCUUCGCGAAGGAGGAAGGCGCCUCCAAGACGAUUGAUGUCGGUGGUGUCACCGCGAAGGUGGAGUGGGAGCAGACACCAGUCGUUUCCCUCUCGUGGACAGGCUCCGACAAGCCUCUGCACCGUGAUCUGCCUCUACGAUCAUACGUCGCCGACGGUCCGGGUGUGGCCUGUUACUCGGUGCACGACCGCAACGCUCUCCACGUGGGCCUGGGUGAAAAGGCCGCGCCGAUGGAUCUCACAGGUCGCAACUUCCAGCUCACGGCCACCGACUGCUUCGGCUACGACGUCUAUAAGACCGACCCUCUCUACAAGCACAUCCCUCUCCUGAUCAAGGCGACACCAGAAGGUUGCGUUGCCUUGUUCUCUACAUCCCACGGCCGAGGCUCGUGGUCAGUUGGUGCCGAGAUUGAUGGACUUUGGGGCCAUUUCAAGAUCUACCGUCAGGAUUAUGGCGGCCUAGAGCAGUACAUGAUUGUUGGAAAGACCAUCAAGGAUGUUGUCCGCUCAUAUGCCGAAUUGGUCGGCUUCCCGCUGCUGGUUCCCCGUUGGGCAUACGGAUACAUCUCCGGUGGUUACAAGUACACUAUGCUGGAUGACGCACACAAGGCCUUGGUUGAGUUCGCCGAGAAGCUGCAAGAACACGGAAUCCCUUGCUCUGCUCACCAGAUGUCGUCUGGUUAUUCUAUUGCCGCCGUAGAACCUAAGGUUCGCAAUGUCUUCACCUGGAACAACGAGCGCUUCCCGAAUCCCGAGGAAUGGAUUUCUAAGAUGCACGAGCACGGUAUCCGCCUCAUCACCAACAUCAAGCCCUUCCUGCUGGCUUCUCAUCCCGACUUCCAGCGCCUCAUUGAUGGCCGUGGGUUCUUCACGGAUCCUGAGACGGAUAAGCCUGGCUACAUGCGCCUGUGGAGUGCCGGUGGAGCCACCGGUGGUGACGGCUGCCACAUCGACUUUACUUCCGAGGUUGCUUUCAAGUGGUGGUAUGAGGGUGUCAAGAGUCUGAAGAAGGUCGGCAUCGACGGCAUGUGGAAUGACAACAACGAGUACACGCUGCCCAGCGAUGACUGGACUCUUGCCCUUGACGAUGCGAUGGUCAACAAGAAUGCGAAGGAGAUCACUGAGAACAACGUCGGUCAAUGGGGUCGUGCCCUUCACACCGAGCUCAUGGGCAAGUCUUCCCACGACGCUCUGCUGGAUAUGGAGUCCAAUGUGCGACCUUUUGUCCUGACCCGCAGUGCUACUCCUGGUACUAUGCGCUACUGCGCCAGCACAUGGAGUGGUGAUAAUGUGACUAGCUGGGAGAACAUGAAGGGUGCCAACGCCCUGUCUCUCAAUGCAGGCAUCUCCCUAUUACAGUGCGAAGGACACGACAUUGGCGGUUUUGAAGGCCCCCAACCCUCCCCCGAGCUCCUCCUCCGUUGGAUCCAGCUAGGUUGCAUGUCCACCCGGUUCGCGAUCAACUGCUUCAAGACCUCCCCCGACAACAACGCCGUCGGUGAAGUCAUCGAGCCCUUCAUGUACCCCGAGAUCACACCAUUCGUCCGCGACGCCAUCAAACGCCGCUACGAGAUCCUGCCCUACAUCUACUCACUCGGACUGGAAAGCCACAAGGACGCAUCCCCCGUACAGCGCUGGAUCGGCUGGGGCUACGAGUCCGAUCCAGAGGUGUGGAACAACAAGACCCUCAAGGAGGGCGAGGAGCAGUUCUGGCUCGGCGAUACCAUCCUCGUCGGCGGCGUGUACCGUGCCGGCGUCACCAGCGCAAAAGUCUACCUCCCCCGCAAGACGGGCGAUGCUUUCGACUACGGCUUCGUCAACAUGAACGCCCCUUACAACUACCUCGCCUCCGGGCAGUGGGUGGAGAUUGAGUCCCAAUGGCGCGAGAGCAUUCCUCUUCUCGCCAAGAUUGGCGGUGCCAUUCCCGUCGGCAAGGACGUGCAUACUCGUGUCCUCGAUGACAAGACGGCAGCCUCGCAAGGUGUCAAGGAGAUCGAUGACUACCGUGGUGUGGAGAUCUUCCCGCCGCAGGGUAGCUCCCAUGGUGCCGUGUACAGCAACACAUGGUACGAGGACGAUGGUAUCUCACAACAACCCAGGACUGCGGUGUACACGCUCAGCUAUAGCUCGACCGAGGAGAAGGUUCUGGUGCACUUUGAACGUGACGAGUCAGCUGGCUUUGUGCCUGCGUGGAAGGAGCUGGAUAUUAUCCUGCACAACGGGGAUACUCGCCGUGUUGUGACUAGCUCUGGCCAGGACAUUGUUGUCAAGGGCACUGACUCUCGGGGUCGGGCUGUGUACACUGUUAAGGCUUGA
Penicillium daleae is the source of this 2541-nucleotide messenger RNA. RefSeq names its product putative alpha-glucosidase. Gene Ontology annotation, biological process: carbohydrate metabolic process. The transcript has 2 exons. Gene Ontology annotation, molecular function: hydrolase activity, hydrolyzing O-glycosyl compounds; carbohydrate binding. Lineage: Eukaryota; Fungi; Ascomycota; Eurotiomycetes; Eurotiales; Aspergillaceae. The record is from RefSeq and is a predicted model, not a curated record. Bases 1 to 2541 code for a protein of 846 amino acids.